GUGCGAGGGGGGCGACGUAAGGGCGCUCCGCGAGCCCGUCUCCUCGAAUGAAAGGAAACAACCUCCGGCGACAGAGCCCCGCUCUCAGGCGCUGCCGGAGAACCGAGACCGACUUCUUUCUCUUUCCCCUCAUUGGCGCUUCUCCCCUGCCGUUCGUCUCUGGGCUUCGCCGCAUUUCUUGAGGCUUAAAGUGGCAUUCUAAAGGCAAUUUAAAAAUCAUGUCGAGCUCAGUUGAACAGAAAAAAGGGCCUACAAGACAGCGCAAAUGUGGCUUUUGUAAGUCAAAUAGAGACAAGGAAUGUGGACAGUUACUAAUAUCUGAAAACCAGAAGGUGGCAGCACACCAUAAGUGCAUGCUCUUUUCAUCUGCUUUGGUAUCAUCCCACUCUGAUAACGAAAGUCUUGGUGGAUUUUCUAUUGAAGAUGUCCAAAAGGAAAUUAAAAGAGGCACGAAGCUGAUGUGUUCUUUGUGCCAUUGUCCUGGAGCAACAAUUGGUUGUGAUGUGAAAACAUGUCACAGGACAUACCACUACCACUGUGCAUUGCAUGAUAAAGCUCAAAUACGAGAGAAACCUUCUCAAGGAAUUUACAUGGUUUAUUGCCGGAAACACAAGAAAACUGCACAUAACUCUGAAGCUGAUUUAGAAGAAAGUUUUAAUGAGCAUGAACUGGAGCCCUCAUCACCUAAAAGUAAAAAGAAAAGCCGCAAAGGAAGGCCACGAAAAACUAAUUUUAAAGGGCUAUCAGAAGAUACCAGGUCCACAUCCUCCCAUGGAACAGAUGAAAUGGAAAGUAGUUCCUAUAGAGAUAGGUCUCCACACAGAAGCAGCCCUAGUGACACCAGGCCUAAAUGUGGAUUUUGUCACGUAGGGGAGGAGGAAAAUGAAGCAAGAGGAAAACUGCAUAUAUUUAAUGCCAAAAAGGCAGCUGCACAUUAUAAGUGCAUGUUAUUUUCUUCUGGCACAGUCCAGCUCACAACAACAUCAAGAGCAGAAUUUGGAGAUUUUGAUAUUAAAACUGUACUUCAGGAGAUUAAGCGAGGAAAGAGAAUGAAAUGUACACUUUGCAGUCAGCCCGGUGCUACUAUUGGAUGUGAAAUAAAAGCCUGUGUUAAGACUUACCAUUACCACUGUGGAGUACAAGACAAAGCUAAAUACAUUGAAAAUAUGUCACGAGGAAUUUACAAACUAUAUUGUAAAAAUCAUAGUGGAAAUGAUGAGAGAGAUGAAGAAGAUGAGGAACGAGAGAGUAAAAGCCGGGGAAAAUUAGAAAUUGAUCAGCAACAACUAACUCAGCAGCAACUUAAUGGAAACUAGGUUCAUGGGACAGAGUUAGAAAACUGGGAAUGAAUAAGACAUCCAUAACUACUAUUCUUUUUUCACUGUUUUCUAAAAUCAAAAAGGGUUUGUAACUUUUUACUGCCCGACUCUUAGAUCCUUCAUUGAACUGCCUAAAACGUCUUGUUUUAAGAGCCUUCUUCACUAGAUGGCAGAGUUUGACAUGUUGAUAUUACGUAGCUGUAGUUCGCAGUUUCUGGGAAGCAAUUGAAACACUAUUAACCCUGUGUGUAGUGUCAACAGUUAAAGCAGACAUUGAAAUGAAGUAAGCUAUAUUUCUGGACUGAACAAAGUUCUACUGUUUAAAGUAUCUAAAAGUUUGUUCAGUGGAUUCAUACUCAAGGGAAAGUGUAAGCAAAUUUCACUUAACAGUGCAAACACGCCUCUGGUGGCAACACAUGGGAAUUUGUGAAUUUUUUUUUUUCCACACUCAAGUAAUGGAGGCUAGAAAUGAAGAAAACUUUAUUUUUCCCUUGGCUUUGACAGCAAAUGCUAAAAUCUCUUCCAAGAAGUGUGCUAAAGCUUUUCACUUGGUUCCUGUUAAAGUUGUUCUCACUGACAAGCAUGGACUCGGGCAAGUGGUGGAUUAUAAGCUAUGAGCUCCAGUGCUUAUGCCAAAAUUCUCUUGACAGUAAACCUCUUCUCUUUUCAUGUCAUACAAAGAGCUUCUAGCAAAAUCAUUGGAUCCUUUCAAGUUUAAACUAACAUUUGGCAACUUCAAAUAGAUGUAAAGGGUUACCACUCUCUAAGGACUUUAGCCACCAUUCUGAAACCCGUUCCUCUGAAGCGCCGUGUUGUGUGGGACACUUCAUAUAUUGGCCCAAAGUAUGUAAGGAGGUCUCAUGUGCUCUAGGAGAAAAAAAAAAAAACAGUCUUCGCAUAAAACAGUAUUUAUUUUUAAUUUUGUGACCACUAUUUUAGAAACUUUAUUUAAUAUUUUUAAUGUUUUCAUUCAGUGCUUUGCUUAUCUAGUAAAUAGGCUUUUGUGCCCUACUUUUCCUCUGGUCGGGCUCGCUGUCUUAUUGAUCAUCAGAAUUGUUUCUCAAAGCCUGAGAACCCAGCUUUUUAGAAAGGAUUUUUACACUGGCAUUUCUAGCUAGUGAUAUUUUCUUCCACUUACCUGCUGAAGCACAUUUAUGUAUUUCUUUAUGGCAAAACCAAAAAACUUUAGUUGUGGUCUGCCUAUUACCAUAGCACCUCAUUUAUCAAGGGUAGGGGUUCUGGUUUCUGAAUUAUUAGUUGAUUAAAUUAAAGCAAAUCAGCAAACAAGAAAUAAUCAUGUUAACUUGACUGUGCAUCAAGAUAUUCAGCUUAUGGAAAAGCAUUUUUAAAAUGUAACAGGUGGAAAAUUACACUGUGCUUAAUGACUGAUUUUUUAACUGCUAGUCCCUAAAAGUCAUAUUUGUCAAGUGUGUAUUCACACAUGUACUUAAAUCAAGGGACUCGAUGAUUGUUUUAUUUUAACCAUCUUUUAUUAUUUUUAGAAGGAAACUAGCAUUACUAGUGGGUUGCCCUCCCUAUACGUUUUUCUCUUCUUGCUCUAAAUAUGCCAUUGGGUUUCUUUGUGUGUAUGUGAUGAAUUUUCAAAAUUCCCCGUGACUUGAAGUGCAACGACAGAUCUCGAUGUUUGUUUACCAAGCUAUGUGACUUUUCCCAAAGGAUCUGUACUUUAUUUCCGUACAACAGCCUGAAACCCGUUAUUUCAAAUCUUUGAAUCACUGUGUCUAGAUCAUUUUUACAUUAUGUGCCAUCAAUUUACCCAUGGAACUAUAAAGCACCUUCAUUUUUGGACAACUACUGUAUGAUGUUUUUAGGAAAAAUGGAAGGUGCCAAGGGUAAUAAUGGCCAGUCAAUGAUCACAUAAUGGACUUCAAAUACUUUAGCUGUCAGUUGAUGGAUUUGUCAUGUAAUAAAGUGUAUGAUUUUCUAUGGGUUUCUUCAACCCUUUCUCUGCCACUAGCAACCAGAAUAGCACUUUACCUUUUGGUUGGCUAGAUAAGUGGCUGGCUACCUAUUUUUCUCACUGUGGUGUGAUUGGCUAAAUAGUCUUUCAUUAAAAAUUGAAAUGUAAAUUAAAGUCACAUGAAAAAUCACCAUUGGUUGUAAACCUCCGGUAUUUUGAUUUUCUAAUCAUGUUUUCGUCAUAUGCUGAGUAAAAGUGCCUUACAAUGUAAAAAUUGUACAGUACUUAUGUUCCCAAGUAGCGUCACCAUCUUCUGGGUAGUAAUUACAUUGUGGUAUGAAUAUUUAGAAAAAUGGACCUCAGCAGUGUAUUUACUGUUCAUCUCUUAAGUCCUUAACUGUAGUUUUAAUAAGCAUGACAUUAUUUGAUAAGUAUAUAAUAUUUACAUCAUUUCAAAAAAAAUACUGCCAUGACUGUCUUUUACGCAUAUUUUAGCUUGAAAUUUUGAAGCAUCUUUUCUUUUUUCCUUUUUUUCCAUUUUUGUUUUGUUUUUGUUAUUGAUAUUAAACAGUGUAAUCAUUGCAAGCGUAUAUUGAAGAUUAUUCUGGAGCAUUUAUUGCCUUACCAGAAAUGUUAGUAAGAAAUGUUCUUUAGAGUAGAAAGAUAGACUUGAGUUUCUAUACUUUAAUAAGAGCUCUUUGUUCCUGGGGGAAGGGGAGUGGGAGGUGAAUUUUACUUUCAUCUCAAUUUAUUAAAAACCCACAACUGAAAGACAUUUUAUUUCAAAAAUCAGCAAUUUUAGAAUUUCAGAUAGUACUUACUCAGGAGUACAUGCUACUCAAGAUAUUAAGAGACUAACAAGAUAUGUAGAUCUACUGUUGAAUCAGAAUCUAUGUACUUGAACAAAUGUGUGAAUCUUAAAUAUCUCAAAGCAAAAGCAAAGUGUUCUAGAAUGUUGUUGCUUUUUUAAAAAGCGCUAAAGUUUGACCAAGGUAUACAGUUUUGUUCUAACAGACAUUUAGGUUAAUUGUAAAGAUAAGGAAUGCAUUAUGAGUCAAAAUCAAACAUUCCUCUCAUGUUAUGUAUAUUUUGUUCCUGUUAUAUUGGCUUUAUUUUCAAAAUUGUAGUUUGUAGUAUUAGUUUCCUUUUAUUGGUAUUCUUGCAUAUACUAUUCAUUCAAUAAAUGAGUUAUGACUUUCA
Messenger RNA from Rhinolophus ferrumequinum (greater horseshoe bat), 4440 nucleotides. It is a transcript of the gene PHF6, whose product is annotated as PHD finger protein 6. Gene Ontology annotation, cellular component: nucleus. The coding region runs from base 219 to 1316 and encodes 365 amino acids. The record is from RefSeq and is a predicted model, not a curated record. The transcript is spliced from 11 exons. Lineage: Eukaryota; Metazoa; Chordata; Mammalia; Chiroptera; Rhinolophidae.